Salvia splendens (bonfire salvia) is the source of this 757-nucleotide messenger RNA. Its product is annotated as glycine-rich RNA-binding protein 4, mitochondrial. The record is from RefSeq and is a predicted model, not a curated record. Bases 170 to 625 code for a protein of 151 amino acids. Gene Ontology annotation, molecular function: RNA binding. The transcript has 6 exons. Lineage: Eukaryota; Viridiplantae; Streptophyta; Magnoliopsida; Lamiales; Lamiaceae.
AAUGGAACCCUAACCGCAGGAAAAAUAACUGUAGUGGAGAUAUUUUCGUAGUUUCAGUUUCAAUCUGAUUAAUAUAAUCCUUAAACCCUUCACUUGAUAGCAGUAGCCGCUCUGAAAAACCCUUCUAUUCAAAGAGGGUUCGCGAUAUAAGGAAGAGCUUCUAACGCAUAUGGCUUGCUUCAACAAAGUUGGAACCAUGCUAAGGCAGAGCAUAUCUGCCUCUAGUGCAUUGAGUGGACAACCCUCGAUGUUUAAUGCUAUACGCCUCAUGUCCACCAACCUUUUCAUCGGAGGGCUUUCUUAUCAAACUGAUGAUCAGUCUCUCAGAGAUGCUUUUUCUAGCUUCGGAGAAGUUGACUCUGUAAGAAUUAUCGUUGACAGAGAGACUGGAAGAUCGAGAGGGUUUGGUUUCGUAAAUUUCACUUGUGAAGAGGCUGCUAACUCAGCCAUAUCAGCAAUGGAUGGACAGGAACUGAAUGGCAGGAACAUCCGCGUAAGCCAGGCCACAGAGAGACCUCCUCGCAGUAACUAUGGCGGCGGUGGUGGUGGUUAUGGAGGCAACAACUUUGGCCGUGGUGGUGGUGGUUAUGGAGGAGGGUACGGCAACAGAGAUGAGAGUUACUAGUCUACAUAUUGCUUGCUUCGUUAUUUUUGGCACUACUAGUUUAGUAAUCAAGUUACAAACUUGCACUGUUUUUCCCUCACGGUGUUCCUUUACUUUAUUCAAAUUGUAAUAAAUGGAGGAUAAUUUUUAGUU